Molecule: messenger RNA, 954 nt
Organism: Moneuplotes crassus
Lineage: Eukaryota; Ciliophora; Spirotrichea; Euplotida; Euplotidae
Source: the annotation of a GenBank genome assembly
UUUCUCUGAAUAAAAUGAAGAAUAACAACAUGACUUUUUACAAGAUAGAGAGGAGAAAUUACAUCUCUUCACCAUGACAUACUCCAGUGUUAGCUCAAAGUAGAAGGAGGCGGAUGGUCUCCACCUCUCCUUUGGAGAACUCCACCUCAGUCAAGCAAGAGAGGGUAUGCUUUUCCGGCUUUAAUUCCCCUAUAUCGAUCAAUAAUAUGAAGGAGUACAGGCUGAACUUGAUUCCCAACAUCAAGUGAGCUCCUUUUGGAAGAAAGCAACUCAAGAAAGAAACAAUACUGAAUAAAAUAAAAAGAAUUAAGCUACAAAAUCCAUCCAAGAUGUCUAAUAGAGUGUUUAACAGAGGCAGAACGGUGGAGAGAAAGCUAAAUGGGAAAGGAGGUACCAAACUUAACAAGUUUCUUAAGAGAAAAUUGAGAUUCCUGAGCCCAUUCCCGCAAACAUCAAGGAACCUCCUGAAUCAAAAUUCAAAAGAAAGUACCACUAAAAAGCUAAAUUCGACAAUCAAGAAUCCACAAAUAACGGCCUCAAGAGCAAAGAGGGUUGAAAUUUUUAGUAGUAGAAAAAUACCUGUAACCGAAGACACGAGGUAUUCCAAGGCAGUCUCAAAUAUCUGAGCACCUUUAAAGAUCCCUUUAAAGACACUUACAUCUCCUUGUGUUUCUUCAGGGCAACAAAGCCAGAUCAAAAGCUACACUCUGUUCUGUUCUCCAAGUCAGAAGAACUCAGGUAACCCAAAGAACACUUUGAUGGAUUACCUAAAUGAUAUGUCAGACGAAGACCUGCCCGAAUGAAUGGGAGGGAAGGAAAAAGGACCGAAAAGAGUCUCCUUUUCAGCGAUAUUUGGGGGUUAAGUGGGGCUGAAAUUUUGUGCAGGAAAAGUACCUAUAAGAUUCAAAAUUCUAGUUAAAAAGUAACGUUACUCCACUAUUUAAAAUUUCUUCA